AUGUCAGAACACGAGCCAUUGGACCGUGACUUGAAACAGUGGCUAGCGAACUGUAACUGUCAGCUGUACUACGCACGGUUUGUUGAGAAUGGCGUGACUCUAAGUCUAGUACUGGAGCUCGACACAGCCGCGCUCAAAGAACUUGGGGUGACGAAGCUUGGUGACAGACUCAGACUUGAGCUUGCCAUUGGCAAGUUGAAGGCAGAAGCCGCAAGCAGCUCGGUAAUUACUAACGAAGAACUUCAAAGACUUAUCCGAUUGCAUUUGAAUGGAGACCACGGCUAUGGAGAUGGCUUAGACCAUGGACAUCCUUCGAGUGCAGUUGAUAAUGGGUUUGGAGGACCGUUGACAGUGGGUGAUAGUGGUGGAUCUACUCCAAGUGGAGCUACCGUUGGUGGCGGUUCUUCGUCGGCAGGAACUUCCGGUCCUUCGUCGGCUUCCACAAUCCAUUAUCAAGGGGGUGGAAUAUCCACUCACAAUAAUGAUUCCUCAACAUUGAUAGUCGGGGGGAACCCCUUUUAUGGACAUCAGAACAGCUCCAAUGGUAGUGCCGCUGCGGGUAUUGCUGGUAACAAUUCCGCUUCGACAACCACAAACUCAGCCCCAUCAUCAGGCGGAGUUCCCACCGAUUCUAAUAAGAAUGUGACUUUUAUUUUCCAAGAUGGUCUGUCUAAAAAGGUGAAUAUCACUGGAUGUUUCAAUGCACAAUCCAUAAAGAGGAAAGUUCUCAAGAAAUUGGGUAUUAAGCAAACUCAAGACACAUACUACGAUGCCUAUGUACACUCAUUCAAUACCAAUAAUUACGAUAGUAACCACAUUGUGGCUACUCCUGUUGAUCCCACCAUCUCAAAGCUUUUCGACGUUGAACUCGUAACCAUCUGCUACUCCCCGGACCGCUUAGAGAAGUAUAGAAUCAUGUUAUGUCCCAAUGGGACAACUCCAACCGAAAUGGCAUUGGAAACAUCCAAAAAGAUUAUUCAAAGAUAUGAAAAAUUUGCCGCCAAGAAUAGUAGUUCUGGAAAUGGGAGUUUGGGACCUUCAACACGUCUUCGGAACCCAGAUGCCCUUCUAAGCCAGUUCCAUAUGCCAGAUCAGAGAACGGGAAGAACUCCCCCACCUCCUCUGACUCUUCGAAAUUUCUUUGGUCAAAGACCACCCAGUGAAUUAAUUUCUUCAAAUUUGGCAGAAUAUUUCCCGGAAGCCAAGCAGAAGGAAUUGGAAGCUACAGUAAGGAACUCUGUACGAUAUAGUGUACGGCUUUCCCGACGCUUUAAUGUCCCUUCCAAUCUUUCAAGCAGUAGUAACUCAUCUAUUCAUAGAAGGUCUAUACUUAGUAUUAACAACAAGGCGCCUUCCUUAGCAUCCUUGGAACAUAAUUCUGCAGCAGUGAAAAGAUUCCCAACUGGGAGAACUAUUGGGGAAAUGAUGGUGAAUAAUAUCACUGCAAUCGACACAGCAGUCAAUAAUGACAUUUCAUCAUUUCUGUCUGGUGGUCACACUCCAGCCACCACUGCAUCCGCAACAAUGGGACCCAUUGGGAAACCACCAUCUAUUUAUUCUAACAUGAGCGGCGGAGCCAAUAAUGAUACCAGGUCGAUUAUAUCCGGAAUGUCCAAAUUUGGAAGUCCAAGUCAAAGAUUAUCAAUUCCAGCGAAUUUUGCAGACCUGUCUAGUUCUGGAAAUAACAGAUAUUCUCGGAUUGAACUUCUUAGUGUUGAUUCGGAAGAAGAUGAUGAGAAUGAUGAGAUCUUUAACAGUUACUGGGAGAUGGAUGGAGCUGUUGUUGGGGGACAAAUGUCCGGCCUUGGUGGGGAUUAUACGUCACACCUUGGUCUUGGGCUGAUCAUUGAAGGUGGUCCCAAAAAUUGGCUUCAAGGUGCACGUAUUGGUGCUGGUAGUUUUGGUACUGUAUACCUUGGGAUGAACCCACUUACCGGGGAAUUAAUGGCCGUGAAGCAAGUUAGUCUUCCUGAUGAACGAAGUGCAAAUAAUCAACUGCAAAAAUCCAUGAUAGAAGCAUUACAACAUGAGAUGCUGCUUUUGAAAGAGCUUAACCAUGAAAAUAUUGUGAGAUAUCUUGGAUCUUCUACGGAGGAGAAGUUUCUUAACAUUUUCUUGGAAUACGUUCCUGGUGGGUCUGUUCUGUCAAUGCUUUCAUCAUAUGGACCAUUCGAAGAACCAUUGAUUCGUAAUUUCAUUCGACAAGUAUUGAUUGGAUUGAGCUAUUUACACGGCGAAGAUAUCAUUCAUAGAGAUAUUAAAGGGGCAAACAUUCUUAUUGAUAUUAAGGGAACAGUGAAAAUUAGUGAUUUUGGAAUCUCGAAGAAAGUUAGUGGUGGUGAUGAUGGGAUCGAAGGUCCUGAGAAGAGUGGCAGAAGAGCUUCACUUCAAGGGUCUGUCUAUUGGAUGGCCCCCGAAGUCGUCAAACAAACGGCAUAUACGAAAAAGGCAGACAUUUGGUCCGUGGGGUGCCUUAUUGUUGAAAUGUUUACAGGUAAACAUCCAUUCCCCGACUUUAGUCAAAUGCAAGCCAUAUUCAAAAUCGGUACUCAUAUUACGCCUCAGAUUCCGGAAUGGUGUACUCGUGAAGCCAAGGACUUUUUAAUCAAAACUUUUGAAUUAGAUUACGAAAAGCGGCCUGAUGCAGUUGACAUGUUGGGUGAGGCAUUCCUCAACACCUUGAUCCUAUCCAAAAAGUAA
This is a messenger RNA of [Candida] anglica, 2700 nucleotides long. The record is from the annotation of a GenBank genome assembly. NCBI's taxonomy places the organism in Eukaryota, Fungi, Ascomycota, Pichiomycetes, Serinales, Debaryomycetaceae.